AUGAGCCAUCGCUGCCGCGGCACCGGCUCCAUGCCGGCCAUCCGGGCAAGGAGGAGAGCGCGGGCAGCCGCUCCCUCGGCUGCGAUCCCAGCGCAGGGGGCACACGGGGGAAGCCGGCACCAGGAACUCGGCAGAACCCCCCCGGCCCUCACCGCGGCCCCCUCCGCCCACAGCGAGCCCCAAGCUGGGGCAGCACCGACCGCGGGUCCCACCUGGGCUGCAGCCGCCUCUGAGCUCCGGGUGCCGCCCGCCGCUCCGGACCGACACGAACUGAUCCCGACACAGCCCACCGGCCACGACCUCGCUCGCGCGGGUGGGGCGAGCACCGCCGGCACCGCGGGCGCAGCGGGCACCGACGGCGAAGAGAUCACCGCGGGCGGAGCGAGGAACGACGAGGAAGCGAGCACUGACGACGAAGAGAGCAAGGACGACGAAGCGAGCACCGCGUUCGGGGCGCGCAACGACGAGGAAGCGAGCACUGACGACGACGCGAGCACCGCGGGCGGAGCGAGCUCCGACGACGAAGGGGAGCAACGAGGAGGAAGCGAGAAGCGAGCAGAGCGGACGGAGCGAGCACCGCGAGCGGAGCGAGGAACGACGGCGAAGGGGAGCAACGAGGAGAAAGCGAGCACCCCGGGCGCAGCGAGCACCGACGACGAAGCGAGCACCGACGACGAAGCGAGCACCGCGGGCGGAGCGAGCAACGACGAGGAAGCGAUCACCGCGGGCGAAAUGAGUACCGCGGGCGGAGCGAGGAACGACGACGACGGGGAGCAACGAGGAGAAAGCGAGCAACGACGAGGAAGCGAGCACCGCGGGCGGAGCGAGCAGCGCGGGCGGAGCGAGCAGCGUGGGCGGAGCGAGCAGCGCCGGUGGCCGCGGUGCUCGAGUGUCUCAAUAAAGGCAGCCAGAGAUCUCUCAACCAUCAUGGGCAUAACAGGCCCGGACUAG
Messenger RNA from Melospiza georgiana, 951 nucleotides. RefSeq names its product myristoylated alanine-rich C-kinase substrate-like. The transcript has 3 exons. Lineage: Eukaryota; Metazoa; Chordata; Aves; Passeriformes; Passerellidae. The record is from RefSeq and is a predicted model, not a curated record. Bases 1 to 951 code for a protein of 316 amino acids.